AUGAACGAAUCACGCAAUAUUGAAAAUCUCCUCCAGACUGGUUUCUUCACCACCUCUAGAGCCAAGACACCCAAGACAUCUAGCACCGAAGCUCCGGCUGUUCCUCCACACAUUUCAAACGCCUCCAACAUUCUGCGGCCAGUCUCCAACCCGGAUGCGUUCAUCCUCCAGCCUUACAGUCCACCGGUGAGAAUCACUCGCCGCAGACACUUUCCGCCGCCGCCGAGUGUCGAAGAUGAGUCCGAAGCGCUUCUCAAGGAGCACGGCAGCGUCGUGUCAGCAUCCUCUGAUGACGUGCCUCCGUCGCGAGGCGAUGCCGACCAGUACCCCAUUAUCAUGGAGGUCCAUGAACACAAUCCCGAACGCCGAUUUGUUCUGAUCCCGAAAUCCGCGAGUGGAACAGAAGAUGAGGAUUCUGCCGACGAUGCAAAACGGUCCUCCAACGGCUCUCGCACGCCCAAGUAUCCACCACCGAACGACGAUUAUGAAGCGAACACGGGAAGGAAAUACCGUGCGCCUCCGACAACAGAUCGAGAUGGUGUCAAACAGCCGGAUCUCAUGAGGAAGAAGAGCAGGCAGGACCUCCCCCGCAUCGAGACCGACGUCGGAAAAGAGGAUUCCCGUUCCCAAAAACACGAACGAACCAAGUCGGCGACGCGCGUCGAGCAGCAGUCAUCCGACUACUUCUUGUCACACAACGACAGGCGACAAUCAGGCGAAACCCUACUAUCCCCGCAAGUGAUCAAGCAUGCCACGGGUGGCCGCGAGAAGGCGUAUUAUGAUUACUCCCAAAACGGUCGCAACGGCGCACCGCGACCUCGGAGAAGUCAGUCCAAUAUGGGAGAUAGACGGUUUGACGAUAAUUAUGACCGACAAACCUCAUCCAACCCACCGCCGGCCCGGCGCUCGAACACCAGCGUCGACUCUCCGCCCAAGGAGCCGAGGCACUUAUCCGGCGACAGGAUUGGCGAGUCUUCUCGUCAUCAACGCGAACGAAUGGUCCCGCGUGGCGAACGGCCGCAAAAGAAGGACCCGUCUCCGCCUUAUGACCGCUCGGAUCGUGAUCAUGAGAGUGGCUCGAAGCGAACACCGACUUAUAAGCGCGACUCUCCGCGACGAAGAGAUGAUAGUGGCUCUAGCAGCAGCGACUAUGCGCAAACGACGCCUCGGGCGGCCAAUAUUCGGCGGAGAAAGUCGAUUGUCGAUCAAGAAGAUAAGGACAUCCUGUUGAGCCCUGAGCAACUUAGACCGUCCAGGUCUGGUAGGUCUAGAUCACGUCCUCCGCCAUCAGAAGCAGUCAUGCCGUCUCCUCGAGGAUCCACCAUGUCAUUCGUGGACGAUAUCCCGCCUCCACCCCCGCCUCGCUCUUCGCAAACAUUCCCAGUGACAAGGGAGCCGAGGGACAGUGGAGAUGUCAGAGACAAGACCGUUCCGUAUCCUGAGGACGACUUGUUGCUACCCACGACAAGCCGUCUCAGCCUGCGCGAUCCAGAGCCGCCCGUGCCGCGAGCGCGCUCCCGGUCUCGUGCAUCCACCUUCAACAACCCAGUGAUAAUUCCGGCCGUCAUGCCAGCCAUGCCGGCUCCUGCCGGGCCACGGAGCCCCGCUGAAAAGAGGAGGUCGCCCGAGAGACGGCCCAACUUCGCACAGUCUGCUCUGACAGCUCCCCCGACAGAGGCAUGGCCACCAGCCAAGUUUGACCCGGCAAAGAGCAGCACAGCGGUCGUGGAUGGACCGAAAGGUAGCUACCGGCGGUACUCUCAUGACACAGACCGAGGUGGCGUGCCUGAUUUCCCCGACUGCCCCCGCAAGAAAGGCGUCAUUGGCAAAGCGGAUUGGCUCAGUCUGCCACGAUGCGACAACUUCAACAUCUGCCCCGACUGCUACAACGGGGUGUUCCUCAACACCGAGUUCCGCAACGACUUCAUGCCCAUGCUUUUCCGUCCAAUGGACAAGCCAGUUGCUUGCGAUUUCGGGGCAUGUGGGUGGUAUCACAUUGCGUGGCUCCUGACGUUGAAGAACCGCCUCACGGACUUGCGUCUGUUUUACCAGGUCGCCAAUGUCACCAGCAAGGUUACCGGUGGCGUUCUACCAUGCCCAGGAGAUCGUCGGAUUACCCGCGUCUGGUACUCGAUCAAGAACCCGUUUACGCAGACGACGAUGCCGGAUUUUACCGUCUGCUACGAGUGCGCCAAAACCAUCGAAGGACUUCUGCCCAACCUGACUGGACUGUUUGUCACUCUCCAUCCGGCGGCACAGCCCACGAGGAGUGCCUGUGCGAUGCAUUUCAACCCCGAUCGGAAGCGCUUCGUGAUGUAUUUCGAUGCGCUAGAAACAACGUCGGAUCUCGCACUCGCAACCACCCAAUCGCCCAACAUUGGCAAGCUUGUGACGGACAUUGAGAGCCUCUCGGCGUUUGCCGAGUGCUCCAAGGACAAUCCGGUUUUCGAUCAAAGCUGGCAUGUCAUGCAAUUCCUUCCCCAGUUCACCGUCUGCGGCGACUGCUUCGACGAAGUGGUCGAGCCCCAGCUGAAGGAUGGCAACGUCAUUGCGCGGAACUUUUACGUGAAACCCCAACGCCUCGAAGAGGCAUCGUGUCAACUGUAUUCUACCCGAAUGAGGACUGUUUUUGACAAGGCUUGCCGCCGUAAUGAUCCCAAGUACCUCGAAAGCAAGGUACUCGAGCGGCAAAAGAUAUUUGUGGAGAUGUACAAGAGGAUGGCCAAGCUGGAGCAGGAAAGGUCUCUCUGGGCAAGGGAAGAGAGCAAGAAGCUGCUUCAGGAAUGGGAAAAAUGGGAAUGA
Molecule: messenger RNA, 2802 nt
Organism: Colletotrichum graminicola M1.001
Lineage: Eukaryota; Fungi; Ascomycota; Sordariomycetes; Glomerellales; Glomerellaceae
Exons: 2
Coding region: 1-2802 (933 amino acids)
Source: RefSeq, a predicted model, not a curated record